Messenger RNA from Saimiri boliviensis boliviensis (Bolivian squirrel monkey), 2013 nucleotides. RefSeq names its product dynactin subunit 2 (gene DCTN2). Gene Ontology annotation, biological process: microtubule-based process. The record is from RefSeq and is a predicted model, not a curated record. Gene Ontology annotation, cellular component: dynactin complex. NCBI's taxonomy places the organism in Eukaryota, Metazoa, Chordata, Mammalia, Primates, Cebidae.
AAUCCUAGGCGGCGUCUCCUGGCCAUUACCUCAUUCCCUGGCCUCGUUCUCCCCAAUCCUGGUCUCUCCAGGGGUGUGGCAGCGGAGCUGUUCUCGCGACUUUUGCUCUACCCUUCUGCUGUGCUACUCCUGUCGCGAGACUUCCUGCUCAUCGGCCGCUCCCUUUGCCGCCGCCUUAGCCGGGGACCUGAACCCAGCCUCUCCCCUACCCGAACACCGUCCCCAGCUCUACUGAGGCCCCGGUCCCCCAGCCCCGUCUCGCCGCCGCCAUGGCGGACCCUAAAUACGCCGACCUUCCCGGCAUUGCCAGGAAUGAGCCAGAUGUUUAUGAAACCAGCGACCUACCUGAGGAUGAUCAAGCGGAGUUCGAUGCGGAGGAGCUGACAAGCACAAGUGUAGAGCACAUCAUUGUCAAUCCUAAUGCUGCCUAUGACAAGUUCAAGGACAAGAGAGUGGGAACAAAGGGACUUGAUUUCUCAGAUCGUAUUGGAAAAACCAAGAGGACAGGCUAUGAAUCUGGAGAAUAUGAGAUGCUUGGAGAGGGUCUGGGAGUGAAGGAGACACCCCAGCAAAAGUACCAGCGCUUACUUCAUGAGGUCCAAGAGCUGACAACUGAAGUUGAAAAAAUCAAGACGACAGUGAAGGAGUCAGCCGCAGAGGAGAAGCUGACCCCUGUGGUGCUGGCUAAACAGCUGGCAGCCCUGAAGCAGCAGCUAGUUGCUUCCCACCUAGAGAAGCUGCUGGGACCAGAUGCUGCAAUCAACCUUACUGACCCCGAUGGUGCUCUGGCUAAGCGCCUACUGCUGCAGCUGGAAGCAACAAAGAACAGCAAAGCAAGCUCAGGGGGAAAAACCACUGGGACCCCCCCAGAUAGCAGCCUUGUCACUUAUGAACUACAUUCUCGGCCUGAGCAAGACAAGUUCUCUCAAGCUGCCAAAGUCGCAGAACUUGAAAAGCGCCUGACAGAGCUGGAGGCAGCUGUACGUUGUGAUCAGGAUGCUCAGAAUCCCCUUUCUGCAGGUCUACAGGGAGCCUGUCUCAUGGAGACUGUAGAGUUGUUGCAAGCAAAAGUGAGCGCCCUGGACCUUGCAGUUUUAGACCAAGUGGAGGCUCGGCUACAGAGCGUCCUGGGAAAGGUGAAUGAGAUUGCCAAGCAUAAAGCCUCUGUAGAAGAUGCAGAUACACAAAGCAAGGUGCACCAGCUGUAUGAAACUAUACAGCGCUGGAGCCCCAUUGCCUCCACCCUCCCUGAGCUGGUGCAGAGACUCGUCACCAUCAAGCAGCUGCAUGAGCAAGCCAUGCAGUUUGGUCAGCUCCUGACACACUUGGAUACCACCCAGCAGAUGAUUGCUAAUUCUCUGAAGGACAAUACCACCCUCUUGACCCAGGUGCAGACAACCAUGCGUGAAAACCUGGCCACAGUUGAGGGGAACUUUGCCAGCAUUGAUGAACGGAUGAAGAAGCUGGGAAAGUGAGCACAUCUGGGAACUGGAGAACAGGGGUAAUCCCUACCCCUGUGAACUCUGCUAACAGCUUACAUAGGGCUUCCCCUUUACUGUAACUCUAGCAUCCCCAUCCCAUUUGACACUGGGGGCAAGGGUUCUUCUUGCAUGUGGGGUUUAUACCCCUCCCCUGAUGAAUACAGAGUUGGUAGCUGGGGGUUGGUUAUUAGAAGGUGGUCUCCCCUCAGGCCUGAGGGAUGAGGACGUGGACGCAGCCGCAUGCCAGCUCAUGUCCAAUACUGCUUUGCCUGGUGUGGGGAAGGAUUGGGUCUUGUCCUCCAACACAGCUUCUGUGGCUGACUGUUAGUGUACAACCAUUUCUGAUCAUUAAAUGCUGUUGUACUCUGUGUGGCCUCUGCUAUGUUUCCUGGGGAGGAGGCAGCACUAGGACACAAAUAGACAUUCAUAGCAUAAUAGGCAGUCUAAGCCACUCUAUACUACAAGAGAUGAAAUUUAAAUUGUAACCUGUUCUUACCAAAGAACUAAAUUAAAAAAUGAGUACAGAGCCAGA